Messenger RNA from Pelobates fuscus (common spadefoot toad), 1329 nucleotides. It is a transcript of the gene MDH1, whose product is annotated as malate dehydrogenase 1. Gene Ontology annotation, biological process: oxaloacetate metabolic process; tricarboxylic acid cycle; malate metabolic process. Gene Ontology annotation, cellular component: cytosol; mitochondrion. The transcript is spliced from 9 exons. NCBI's taxonomy places the organism in Eukaryota, Metazoa, Chordata, Amphibia, Anura, Pelobatidae. Gene Ontology annotation, molecular function: L-malate dehydrogenase (NAD+) activity. The record is from RefSeq and is a predicted model, not a curated record. The coding region runs from base 136 to 1140 and encodes 334 amino acids.
AUCACGUGUGACGUUGCGGGCGUGUAGCUGUGUGUAGAGGUGACCUGCAGUCAGUCUGACAGCGGCCGUUGCAGUAGAAGGUCCAGUUUGUUAGUCUCUGUGUAGCCAGUUAUCCAAUUCCGAGCCUUUAUCACCAUGCCCGAUACUAUCAAAGUCUUGGUGACUGGAGCAGCUGGGCAGAUUGCCUAUUCCUUGCUGUACAGCGUUGCUAAAGGCGAUGUAUUCGGCACAGACCAGCCUAUUUCACUCUGUCUUUUGGACAUCGCCCCGAUGAUGGGUGUGUUGGGAGGUGUUGUGAUGGAGUUGCAGGACUGUGCUCUACCUCAUCUAAAAGAGGUGAUUGCCACAGACAAGGAAGACGUUGCCUUUAAGGAUGUCGAUGUUGCCAUCCUGGUAGGCUCAAUGCCCAGAAGGGAGGGAAUGGAAAGGAAAGAUCUACUGAAAGCCAAUGUGAAGAUCUUUAAGUCACAGGGUGCUGCCUUGGACAAGUAUGCAAAGAAAACUGCCAAGGUGAUUGUUGUGGGAAAUCCAGCCAACACCAACUGCCUGACUGCUUUGAAGUCUGCUCCAUCUAUUCCUAAAGAGAACUUCAGCUGCUUGACCCGCUUGGAUCAUAAUAGGGCAAUAGCUCAGAUCGCUCUGAAGUUGAACGUGGCACCUUCUGAUGUAAAGAAUGUGAUAAUCUGGGGCAAUCACUCAUCCACUCAAUACCCAGAUGCCAGCCAUGCCACCGUUCAUGUUGGUGGAAAGGACAUCAGUGCAUUUGAGGCUGUGAAAGACGAUUCAUGGUUAAAAGGAGAUUUCCUUAAAACUGUGCAGCAGAGAGGUGCCUCUGUUAUCCAGGCCAGGAAGUUAUCCAGCGCUAUGUCUGCCGCCAAAGCAAUCUGUGAUCAUGUGAGGGACAUCUGGUUUGGAACUCCUGAGGGACAAUUUGUUUCUAUGGGGGUCAUUUCGGAUGGAAAUGGCUAUGGAGUAGCAAACGAUUUGCUGUAUUCAUUCCCUGUUACUAUCAAGGAUAAAACCUGGAAAAUUGUUGAAGGACUCAAGAUUGAUGACUUCUCUCGUGAGAAGAUGGAUUUAACGGCCAAAGAGCUAAUAGAAGAAAAGGAGACUGCAUUUGAAUUUCUUUCUAGUGCGUGACUAACAACCGAUCAAACCUUGCACUUAGAUGAAAAAGUAAAGAGUUGUCUUUAGUUAAACAUGCUAUUUAUGUCAAGUGAAACAACUUGAUUGUCACAAGUAACUCCAUUUUUUUUGUAUUGUGACUAGCAUUAUAAAUCCUUGUUAGCAGUAGUGAAUAAAAAAAAAAAAUAACCUUGUUGGGUUUUU